UUAUACCGUCUGUCAUUUCUACACGUGUACCCAGAUUAAUGUUACGUAAUCAUGUGCCCCUUUGAAAUUGAACAAGGCAAUUUUUUAAUAAAAGAACAAGAGAAUUUAAAAACAACAACAAGAACAAAAAAAGAAGUAAUAAGUCAAUUUAGAAAGUGAUAUAUACUUGGUUAAUCAUUUGAAGAAUAUUGGAAUAUCUAAACCACAAUUAGAAGUUAAUUAUCAAAUACCAAUUAUCAACAAGAAACCCUUCAAUUAUUCUUAUCAAUUGUUAAUAUUGCUAUUUCCAUCUGAUAACCAUGGCUGACUCAAUUAAAACAAAUAACGUCCAUCCACAAGAUAUCAAUUAUCUUUCAAAUUUAAUUAAACAAUCUUCAACUUUAACUCAUUUGAAUAAUUAUCCUUUAUUGAAUGAAAUUUCAAGUUUUUUCCUAAGUUUUUAUAUCAUUAGUUAUUUUGCCACAUUAGUUAGUAAAAUUUCAUUAGAUUUUAAAAAUGAAAUAUUGUUGAAAUAUUUCAAAUUUUCAAUUGAUUGGAUUGAUUAUUUUGAUAAAUUAUUUGAUAUUUAUAUCUUGGGUAAUAUUGAUCAUUUUUUACCAAUUUUGGGGAAAAUUCAUUUAAAAGAUUUAUAUCCAUCAAAUAUUUAUAAUGUAACCAUCAAUGAAAUAAAAUUAUAUUAUCAAUUUUCAAUUGCAAAAAUUGAUGAAUUUAAAGAAAAUCAAUUAAAACCAACAAUUAUUUCAAAUACAAAUCCAAUUAUUGCACCAAUCAAUUCAAAAUUAUCCACAACAAUUGAUAAUUAUUUACCAUCUGAUAAUUCAAUUGAACCAUCCCCUGUUUCUUCAUCAUCAUCUGAAUUAUCAAAAUUUUCAAAUUUAUUAACUUUAGCUUAUCAAAGAUCAAAACCUUUAAUUUUAGGAAAAUUUCAAAAUGUUAAACAAUAUCCAACAAAAAUUCAAUCAAUUUAUAAUGAUGAAUUAAAUAAAAAUGAUCAAAAUAUAACAAAAGCUAUAACUAAUACUUCAAUUGAAAUUUCAAAUAAAAUUGGGUUAACAAAUGGUAAAAAAGAAGUUAAAACUAAUGGGUCAUCAAAUGUUGGUUUAGUUCCAAAUGGUGAAAUUAGCGUUAAUGCUUGAGAUAA
Molecule: messenger RNA, 1141 nt
Organism: Hansenula anomala
Lineage: Eukaryota; Fungi; Ascomycota; Saccharomycetes; Phaffomycetales; Wickerhamomycetaceae
Exons: 1
Source: RefSeq, a predicted model, not a curated record